UCUCGCCGGCAGCUGCUUCGCCCAGCUGCGUUCCGCGCCGCCUCUACACAGCUGGAAGAAAGCAGCAGCCAACAUGCCGCCGCUGUCAGCCCGCGUCCUCCUGCUGGCGGCCGCCGCGUGCUGCGGGGUAGCAGCGCGGCCAGGGGCCAGACUGCGACCCCGCAGCCACGGCACUCUGUGCAUGUGCGACGACAAGUACGAGCCCGUCUGCGCCAGCAACCUCUACACCUACAACAAUCUCUGCGCCUACCAAUGCGCUACCGCGCACGCAUAUCCAGUGAAUCUCUUCAUGUUGCACGCGGGUCCGUGCAAUGACAAGGACAGAAAUACCGUCAUUGGAUUAGACGUGGAACCUUAUAGAGCUCAAAGUGCUCCUCAAAAAGGUAAUACUGAGAAUCGUAAACCUGGUAAUGGUACUCCUUCAGCUGGUACUCCUGCAGCUGGUACUCCUACGACUGGUAAUCCUACAGUUGCCGACAAAGAAACUACCACAGAGGCAGAUGACGGUACUAGCCCUAUCUAUGCCGUCAGCCUGGAGGACGUUCGUUGAAGGUGGUGAUGAAGCUGUUAAUCAAUGUGAGAGUUAAGAUUGAGGAAGCUUGAAGUUGGAAGUGAUGUUUAGGUGAGAAUCUGCAAAAGGGUGUAGAUGGGAGUGUGACGGGAGCCCUACUGUUGCACUGCAUGUGGGGGAUAUGUGAGCGCUGGAGUAGCAAGUGUUAAGAAAAUACGAAAGAGUUGGCAGCCGUAUUGAGACGACUUGCCAUCUUCCUUCCUCUCUGCAGCAGUCGUGCACGGAAUGGAGAAGAGCCAGUCAUCUCACACGUACAGCAUAAUACAGAUGGCUGGCAAGUCAAUCGUAUUUCCUUGACACACAUUACUCCAGUGGGCAUUUAUUCAAUAGAUGCAAUGCAACGACAAGAUCUCAGUCCUACACUCAACCACACUGUCGCUCAUAUUCUGAACUAAACAUCGCUUCCAACUUCACUUUUCUGACCCCUAACUCCCACUUUCAACACCAACCACGUAACUAUUAUGUAUCUGUUAAUUCCAUACAAAUACAAUGUCUUCUUUUCUGCCUACACUAAUAAUUAUGCGAUGUACGUUAUGAAAAUAAAAGUUUUAUGAUAA
This is a messenger RNA of Schistocerca americana (American grasshopper), 1128 nucleotides long. RefSeq lists its product as uncharacterized. The record is from RefSeq and is a predicted model, not a curated record. The transcript is spliced from 3 exons. NCBI's taxonomy places the organism in Eukaryota, Metazoa, Arthropoda, Insecta, Orthoptera, Acrididae. Gene Ontology annotation, molecular function: protein binding. Bases 74 to 550 code for a protein of 158 amino acids.